AGAGAACACAGAGCGGAGUGGGGAGCUGCACUUUGUCCACGAGCGUCUCCUCCGUCCUGCUAUCACGAACACGGCGACCUGCCACUGCAACCGGGCAUCCGCGAGUGCUUGCACAGCUGCAUCACCCAGCGAACCACAGAGCGCACGCACGCACAAGGAGGUUGCCCCUGUAACUUCGACUGUUAGUUCGGAACUGCACGCGUACCCGGAAUAAACUCAUCCCGAGCAGAACCGCGGGGACAGCAGCAGUGGAGGAGAACAAGCGGAGGAGACAAGCGCGAGUGGAGUGUCCUGGUGAUUUGUGAAGGAACCAACGAGCAGAAAAAGAAGAAGAAGAAAAGAAGAAGAAGAAGAAGAAGCAGAGGAAGAUGAUUGUCCAGCAGCGGGUGGUCCUCCUUCUCCUUGGCCUCUGGUCCAGCGUCUUUAAAGGUGGCCAAGGUCAGUUCCCCACCACUCAGAACGUGACGGUGGUGGAAGGGAGCACAGCCAACAUGACCUGCCGGGUGGAAUACAACGACAACACCUCCCUCCAGUGGUCAAACCCGGCUCAGCAGACGCUGUUCUUCGGGGACAAGAAAGCUCUCCGUGACAACCGCAUCGAGCUGGUGCGGGCCUCCUGGCAGGAGCUGACCAUCAGCGUCAACGACGCGACGCUGGGGGACGAGGGCCUCUACACCUGCUCCCUCUUCACCAUGCCCAUCAAGAUCACCAGGGCCUACCUCACCGUGCUGGGUGUCCCCGAGCGGCCGGAGAUCAUCGGCUUCACCAAGCCGGCGGUGGAGCGGGACAUGGUCACCCUCACCUGCGCGUCAGCCGGGAGCAAGCCCGCCGCAACCAUCCGCUGGUUCCGUAACGACAAGGAGGUCCAAGGCACGGAGGAGAUCAACGCCACCGGGAAGUCCUUCAUGGUGAGGAGCAGCUUGCAGUUCGAGGUGGACAGACGGGAUGACGGCGUGGCCUACACCUGUAGCGUGGAGCACCCGGCGCUGGAAAGACCCUACCAAACCACAGAGGUCCUGGAAGUCCACUAUGCACCUCGGCUUGACAUCACAGCCUCCCUGAUUGUCCCACAGGAGGGGCAGUAUUUGAAACUUGAGUGUGUGUCCACAGGGAACCCAAUUCCAGAGCCGGUGCUGUGGUCUAAGGACGGGGGGGAGCUCCCGGACGUGGAGCGUAUGAUCGUGGAGGGCCUCGAGCUGACCAUCACCACGCUCAACAAGACAGACAAUGGGACGUACGGAUGCAGAGCCAGCAACCACCUGGGAUCCAGCUCGGCCGAAUUCAUCCUCUUUGUAUACGGUACACAAUCACCGCGUGACACUGAUUCAGAGCUUCUACGUUUUGUGUAUCCAUGGAAAUAUUUUGCAACUCAAAUUAAAAAAAUGGUUGUGUAUCCGCUUUGACACACAUUGUUUUAACAUGAUCACCAUGAAUUUGCCAUUCAUUUCAAUGUCCCAGUGAACCUCUGCUAAUUGACCCUCUAGUUAGCAGCAGUGUUUUGCUCGUGGGUCAUGGAUCGUUAUGCUUUCUUUGCAUAUAUACAAAACAUUUAAGAGACCAAUAAAACCUUAUAAUUACA
Molecule: messenger RNA, 1579 nt
Organism: Gadus macrocephalus (Pacific cod)
Lineage: Eukaryota; Metazoa; Chordata; Actinopteri; Gadiformes; Gadidae
Product: cell adhesion molecule 2-like
Exons: 7
Coding region: 369-1403 (344 amino acids)
Source: RefSeq, a predicted model, not a curated record